UACCGGCGCACGCGUCUACGGAGCCCGCCUACUCCGCCACCCGCCUCUCUCCAGGCCUUCAGAGGGCGCUGCGCCUGGAAGAGACGGGGGGCGUGGCGCCGCUCUAGCCUACGCCUGGACUCCGUGGCAGGCGCUGCAGCUUAGCGUCCCCCACGCCUCCCCUCCGAGCAGGCUUCCACUGGACCCCUCCCCUGUCCUGAACCCUGAGCCGGCACCAUGCACGGGCGCCUGAAGGUGAAGACAUCGGAAGAACAGGCGGAGGCCAAAAAGCUAGAGCGGGAGCAGAAGCUGAAGCUCUACCAGUCAGCCACCCAGACUGUCUUCCAGAAGCGCCAGGCUGGUGAGCUGGAUGAGUCUGUGCUGGAACUGACAAGCCAGAUUCUGGGAGCCAAUCCUGACUUUGCCACCCUCUGGAACUGUCGGCGAGAGGUGCUUCAGCAGCUGGAGGCCCAAAAGUCCCCUGAGGAGUUGGCCGCUCUGGUGAAAACAGAACUGGGCUUCCUGGAGAGUUGCCUGCGGGUGAACCCCAAGUCCUAUGGUACCUGGCACCACCGCUGCUGGCUGCUGGGCCGCCUGCCAGACCCUAACUGGUCCUGGGAGCUGGAGUUAUGUGCCCGCUUCCUCGAGGUCGAUGAGCGGAACUUUCACUGCUGGGACUACCGGCGGUUUGUGGCUGCACAGGCAGCCGUGCCCCCUGCGGAGGAGCUCGCCUUCACUGACAGUCUCAUCACCCGAAACUUCUCCAACUACUCCUCCUGGCAUUACCGCUCCUGUCUCUUGCCCCAGCUGCACCCCCACCCAGACUCUGGACCCCAGGGACGCCUCCCCGAGGAUGUGCUCCUCAAAGAGCUGGAGCUGGUACAGAAUGCCUUCUUCACCGACCCCAAUGAUCAGAGUGCCUGGUUCUAUCACCGCUGGCUCCUGGGGCGAGCUGACCCCCAGGAUGCCCUGCGCUGCCUGCACGUGAGCCGGGAUGAGGCGUGUCUGACUGUCUCCUUCUCUCGGCCCCUCCUAGUGGGGUCCAGGACAGAGACCUUGCUGCUCAUGGUUGAUGAGUCACCCCUGGCUGUGGAGUGGAGGACCCCAGAUGGCAGGAACCGGCCCAGCCAUGUCUGGCUCUGUGACUUGCCCGCCUCCUCCCUCAACGACCAGUUGCCCCAGCAUACGUUUCGUGUCAUUUGGACAGCAGGCGAUGCCCACAAGGAGUGUGUGCUUUUAAAAGGCCGCCAGGAGGCCUGGUGCCGGGACUCCGCCACGGAUGAGCAGCUCUUCAGGUGUGAGCUGUCGGUGGAGAAGUCCACGGUGCUGCAGUCUGAACUUGAAUCCUGUAAGGAGCUGCAGGAGCUGGAGCCGGAGAAUAAGUGGUGCCUGCUCACCAUCAUCCUGCUGAUGCGGGCACUGGAUCCUCUGCUGUAUGAGAAAGAGACGCUCCAGUACUUCCAGACCCUCAAGGCCGUGGACCCGAUGCGGGCGGCGUACUUGGAUGACCUACGCAGCAAGUUCUUGCUGGAGAACAGCGUGCUCAAGAUGGAGUAUGCUGAGGUGCGCGUGCUGCACCUGGGUCACAAGGAUCUGACGGUACUCUGCCACCUGGAACAGCUGCUCUUGGUCACUCAUCUUGACCUGUCACACAAUCGUCUCCGAGCCCUGCCCCCUGCCCUGGCUGCCCUGCGCUGCCUGGAGGUCCUUCAGGCCAACGAUAAUGCCAUAGAGUCCCUGGAUGGUGUCACCAACCUGCCCCGACUACACGAGCUCUCACUGUGCAACAACCGCAUCCAGCAGCCCACAGCGCUCCAGCCUCUUGCCUCCUGCCCCAGGCUGGUCCUCCUCAGCCUGCAGGGCAACCCCCUGUGCCAAGCAGCAGGCAUCUCUGAGCACCUGGCUGAGCUGUUGCCUUCAGUUAACAGCAUCCUCACCUAGGAGGUUCUUCCCCCCGCCCCCCUUCUUUAACUUAUUGGGACUGAAUAAACAAUGGAGAGCCCCCCUCA
Hyaena hyaena (striped hyena) is the source of this 1988-nucleotide messenger RNA. It is a transcript of the gene RABGGTA, whose product is annotated as Rab geranylgeranyltransferase subunit alpha. The record is from RefSeq and is a predicted model, not a curated record. Gene Ontology annotation, molecular function: Rab geranylgeranyltransferase activity; zinc ion binding. The transcript is spliced from 17 exons. Gene Ontology annotation, cellular component: cytoplasm; Rab-protein geranylgeranyltransferase complex. Gene Ontology annotation, biological process: protein geranylgeranylation. The coding region runs from base 217 to 1920 and encodes 567 amino acids. NCBI's taxonomy places the organism in Eukaryota, Metazoa, Chordata, Mammalia, Carnivora, Hyaenidae.